This is a messenger RNA of Felis catus (domestic cat), 2639 nucleotides long. RefSeq names its product coiled-coil domain containing 138 (gene CCDC138). NCBI's taxonomy places the organism in Eukaryota, Metazoa, Chordata, Mammalia, Carnivora, Felidae. The transcript has 16 exons. The record is from RefSeq and is a predicted model, not a curated record. Bases 97 to 1974 code for a protein of 625 amino acids.
UGACGCAGUUCCGUUGCGCGAGCUCCGCCCCUGCGCGUCCGGCCGCGGUGGGUUUGAACGCUGUUCCCGGGGAAACAACGGCGGACUUGGUGCACCAUGGAACCGAGGGUAGUGAAGCCGCCGGGGCAGGAUUUGGUAGUAGAGCGUCUGAAAAGCCUCUACGGACUAGGGGGCACGUACCUCGCCGAGUAUGAUUUUUCAAAUUUUGAUCAGGCUAAAUGGAAGAGAAGAUCUCUAACCUCCCCAGAUGAUUUGGAUAUCUUCUCAUUUGGUGAUAAAGUUGGUUCAUCAUUAAGAUGUUAUUCCGAUGAAAGAAAGCAUUGCACAACACCACUUUGUAGUUCAUUCAAACAGUUAAAUGUGAAUUGCCUAGAUGAUGAACUGGAUUCUUUUCAAGAUUUGAAGCAAAAAGAAGCAAAAGAAGACUUAAUUGAAAAUGAUUAUGGAGUUAGUACCUCCAAGAUAACCAAGCAGUCUUUUAAAGACAUAGAAAAAGUUGCCCAGCCAACUAAUUUGGCCGCAAAUUCAAGAAAUUGGACUGAAUGUUGUAGUGAUGCAAGUGACUGUCCUCUGAGACGUGUUCGCUAUCCGACAUCUAAAGUACCAAACAAGCAGAGAAUACUUCCAUAUCAGAUUAAUCAGAUAUAUGAUGAAUUAUUUCAAAUACAUCAGAAACUGCAGUGUGAAACUGCAGCCCAACAGGAGUUUGCUGAAGAACUUCAAAAGCGGGAGCGUUUUUUAGUUGAAAGAGAACAACUGCUUUUCAGACAUGAAACUGCUUUGAGUAAAAUUAAAGGUGUCGAAGAAGAGGUUCUUACAAGAUUUCAGAUUAUAAAGGAGCAGCACAGUGCAGAAGUUGAGCACUUAACUGAAGUUCUUAAGGAAAGAAAUAAAGAAAGUAAGAGGCUAAGGUCCUCUUUUGAUGCAUUAAAAGAAUUGAAUGAUAACUUAAAAAAGCAGUUAAAUGAAGUAAGUGAAGAAAACAAGAAGAUGGAGAUUCAGGCUAAGAGAGUUCAAGCUCGUUUAGAUAAUUUACAGAGGAAAUGUGAGUUUAUGACAAUACAGAGACUGAAAGGAAAUUCCCAUGCUGCUAACGAAAUGAAAAGUUUAAGACAAGAAAAAGUACCAGUCUCAAAAACUCACAAGGUACCAGUUAAUGCACAAGUUUAUGAACUUUUAACUGUCUUCAUGGACUGGAUUUCAGAUCACCACCUUAGUAAAUUAAAAAGCGAAGAAUCUGGAAUGGAUGGUGAAAAGCCCCUACUGAAAUUUGCUUCUCAGAGAAAUGAUAUUCAGGAGAAGUGUAUAAAGCUUUUGCCUGUGAUUACAGAGCAGUUACAGUGGAUGCCAUUUGUGAAUGCCAAACUUCAUCAGCCUUUUGUAAAAUUUAUAUAUUGGUCUCUCAGGCAGCUAGAUGCUGGAACACAGCAUUCAACUAUGACAUCAACAUUGAGGAGACUGGGUGAAGACAUAUUCAAAGGAGUAGUAACUAAGGGAAUUCAGGAUAAUUCUUUAGACCAUUCAGUGGAGAAUAAACCAAAGACAGCUGCUUUCUUUAAGAGCUCCAAUUUACCAUUGAGAUUUUUAUCAACUUUAAUUGUUCUCAAAACAGUCACUCAAGCUGACUACCUGGCUCAGGCGUUUGAUUCUCUGUGUUUAGACUUGAAGACAGAUGAAGGAAAAAUCUUGUUUUUGGAGUAUCAAGCUGUUCCAGUGAUACUAAAUCAUCUAAGAAUAUCCAGUAAAGGACUUCUCUCCAAUGUCAUUGAUAGUUUGCUUCAGAUGACAGUGGAAUCUAAAUCUUUGCAGCCUUUCCUGGAAGCCUGUAGCAACACUUUAUUUUUUCGUACUUGCUCAGUGCUGCUUCGAACCCCUAAGCUUGAUCUUCAAAUACUAGAAAAGCUCAGUAUUAUUCUGCAGAAACUUUCCAAAAUCAAAAAUGUGGGGUUGAAUUAUCAGAAAGGAAGAAGCUGAAAAUAUGUGAACCAAACAUAUAGAGAAGAUGGAAUAAGAACAACAAAGAAUACUUGUUGGAGCACCAGAGCCACAAGAGAUAGACACAAACAAGCCUGCCUCCUUCAACCCCACUGUGCCUGGACCAGCUCAUACCUCUACUUCUCAGCCUGCCACGAAAAUAGCCACUUGUUUCUUUGAGCCGUGGAGCUAACUGAUUUCUCACCAUCUAGGCUUCAGGUGAGGGGCUCUCCAGAUCAUUGGACACUUGAGUUGCUUUUUGUCCAGGUGUGAAGCUGACACCUUGAGUGGCACAUGGAAAGACACAGCCUAGUCUUGUUUCUAGAAGCAGCAGGUUGGCUGGAAAAUGCUUGAGGUGUAAAGGAGAUGACAAGUUUCCUUUUGGGUCCAGGUGGUGUGAUCCCAAGCAAUCGCAUUUCUGAGUCACAGUUUAUUUAUCUAGAAAAUAGAGGAUUGUGUAUGCAGUUAGGGAGAGGUUUGUGAUUGGAGGCCUUCUGAGGGCUGGCAGUGUUCAAUCUCAUGACAUGGGAGGAAGUUAUGCAGACAUUCACCUUAUGAUAAUGUAUUAUUAUACCUCACAUGGUGUGUUUACAUGGUGGGCACUUUUGUGUAUGUGUGUUAUAUUCACAUGAAAGAUUUUAUUUAAAUAAAGAAAAUGAGAGUAA